AUGGAGAAUAUGAGAGUGAAGCACUUGGUGUCUUUCCUUUUAUUUCUUUGCAUGACCAGAAUCUGCAGCCCAUCUGCAAACCCAGAUGCAAACCAGAAGCAUUUUGUGCUGGUUCAUGGAGCUGGUCAUGGGGCAUGGUGCUGGUACAAGAUCUCAACUCUACUCACCUCAAUUGGUCAUAAUGUUACAGCUCUAGACCUAGCCGCAUCUGGGGUCAACCCAAAGCAAGUUCAACAACUUAAUUGUGGAUGCAAUUCAAUGCCACCGCUUUUAUGCCUGGUCCUGCAGUUCUUGUGGAUGCAAUUCAAUGCCCCAAAAGGUCAUGUUACUAAUGUUGUCUUCAACAUGUCUUCUUUGAAAAAUCUGGCUCUAUCAGGAAACAGCUUGAAUGGUAGUCUUCCAGACAACAUAUGUCAACAUCUUUCUGUUAUUCGAGGGUUGUAUUUGCCUUACAAGUAG
Messenger RNA from Prunus armeniaca (apricot), 459 nucleotides. NCBI's taxonomy places the organism in Eukaryota, Viridiplantae, Streptophyta, Magnoliopsida, Rosales, Rosaceae. The record is from the annotation of a GenBank genome assembly.